Messenger RNA from Amaranthus tricolor (Joseph's coat), 1695 nucleotides. RefSeq names its product allene oxide synthase 2-like. Gene Ontology annotation, biological process: sterol metabolic process. Gene Ontology annotation, molecular function: monooxygenase activity; heme binding; iron ion binding. The record is from RefSeq and is a predicted model, not a curated record. Bases 1 to 1455 code for a protein of 484 amino acids. Lineage: Eukaryota; Viridiplantae; Streptophyta; Magnoliopsida; Caryophyllales; Amaranthaceae. The transcript has a single exon.
AUGUCUUCCCCAUUCUCUUUUGUGCAAUCCUCCUCCUCAUCAUCCCCAAAUCUCGCUAGACGAGAAAUCCCUGGUAAUUAUGGUCUUCCAUUUUUUGGAUCUAUUAAAGAUCGAUGGGAUUUCUUUUACUUCCAAGGAGAAGAUAAAUUCUUUAGGUCACGAAUGGAAAACUACAAUUCCACUAUAUUUCGAGUUAAUAUGCCUCCUGGCCCGUGGAUCUCUGAUGACCCACGAGUUAUUGUUCUUUUAGACGCAAAAAGCUUUCCUAUUCUGUUUGAUACUUCUAAAGUUGAAAAAAGAGAUGUUUUUACAGGAACAUAUAUGCCUUCAACUUCAUACACCGGAGGUUAUCGUGUUUGCUCUUAUUUAGACCCGAGUGAGCCUAAUCAUGGCUCUAUUAAGACCUUAUUACUCACUUUUCUUGAUUCUAAGCGUGACGAAACCAUCCCUCUCUUUCAAACAUGUGUUAAAGGGUUGUUUUCUGGGCUCGAAAAUCAGCUUAGAGACACUAACAGAGUUGAUUUUGUGCCACUUAAUGCUGAUUUAUCACUUGAAUUUGUUUUUCGAUUGUAUUGUGAUGGGAAGAGCCCUUCAGACACUAUACUAAAAUCUGAUGGGCCUAGCUUGAUUAAAAAGUGGUUACUUGGCCAAGUAUUACCCAUAAGAACAAUGGGAUUACCAAAAUUAUCAUACCCAAUUGAAGAUUUUAUCUUGCAUUCUAUAGGAAUACCUUUUUUUCUAGUAAAAAAUGAAUAUGAAAAGAUAUACGAUGCAUUCUCUUCUUCUGCAACGACAUUCUUAGACAAAGCAGAAAGUUUCGGUUUUAGCAGAGAAGAAGCAUGUAAUAACUUAGUGUUCAUAGCAGGAUUCAACUCAUUUGGAGGUUUUACAACAUGGUUUCCGUCUUUGAUGAAAUGGGUUGGAUCCGCAGGGGAAACCCUACACCGCGAUCUAGCGGAUGAGAUAAGAAGCAUUGUAAAAUCCGAAGGUGGAAUUACAUUAAAAGGAAUAAACAAAAUGGGGUUAACAAAAUCAGUAGUUUACGGAAGUUUAAGGAUUGAACCACCGGUACCAUACCAAUAUGGUAGGGCUAAGCAAGAUUUGGUGAUCCAAACCCAUGAUGCUGAGUAUGAGGUCAAGAAAGGGGAGAUGAUAUUCGGGUUUCAACCAUUUGCUACGAAAGAUCCGAAGAUAUUUGAUGAGCCUGAAAAGUUUAUAGGAAAUAGAUUUGUUGGGAAGGAAGGUGAAAAAUUGGUAAUGUAUGUAUUUUGGUCAAAUGGAUGGGAGACUGAUGAACCAAAGAUGAAUGAUAAGCAAUGUCCUGGUAAAAAUUUGGUGGAGCUUAUUUCUAGGGUUUUCUUGGUCGAAUUCUUCCUACGAUAUGAUACAUUUACCGUUGAAAUGGAUGCUUCUAACUUGACUUUCUUGUCCUUGAACAAAGCAAAUAGCUAUUGAAGACUUAAAGUUAGGGAAAAAAAUGAAAUAAUUGAUUAUUGGUAUUACUAUUGAGUAUUGAUUCAUUAUUUAAUAGUCUUGUUAGGGAAUGCUACAUGUGCACGUAAACAAGUACAAUGUAUGUAUUAAGAAUGAAACUAAUUAUGUAUAGAAAAUGAUGGUGUAGUGUAUUAUAGUUUUGUAUUAUAAUGCUACUAGUUAUUUAUUUUCUAAGUUGAUCAUGUAAUAUGGAUAGCCAGA